Molecule: messenger RNA, 1068 nt
Organism: Nicotiana tabacum (common tobacco)
Lineage: Eukaryota; Viridiplantae; Streptophyta; Magnoliopsida; Solanales; Solanaceae
Product: chlorophyll a-b binding protein 36, chloroplastic-like
Biological process (GO): photosynthesis, light harvesting
Cellular component (GO): membrane
Source: RefSeq, a predicted model, not a curated record
AUGUAAAUAUAGAGUAAGUUUUUUCAUAGUUCAAACUUAGCAUCAGCACAAAGAAGAUAAAAAAGAAAUCUUCAAAUGGCAACUUCUGCAAUUCAACAAUCUGCAUUUUCUGGGCAGACAGCUCUUAAGUCACAAAAUGAGCUCGUUAGGAAAAUUGGUAGCUUUAAUGGUGGACGUGCCACAAUGAGACGUACCGUUAAAAGUGCCCCACAAAGCAUUUGGUAUGGAGAAGACAGGCCAAAGUACUUGGGACCAUUCUCCGAGCAAACUCCAUCUUACUUGACUGGCGAGUUUCCAGGUGAUUAUGGGUGGGACACCGCUGGACUCUCAGCUGACCCUGAAACAUUCGCCAGGAACCGUGAGCUUGAGGUGAUCCAUUGCCGUUGGGCCAUGCUUGGUGCUUUGGGUUGUGUCUUCCCUGAAAUCCUUUCCAAGAAUGGUGUUAAAUUCGGUGAGGCAGUUUGGUUCAAGGCUGGAUCUCAAAUUUUCUCAGAAGGCGGUCUUGACUACCUUGGUAACCCAAACCUUAUUCAUGCACAGAGCAUUCUUGCUAUUUGGGCAUCCCAAGUUGUGCUCAUGGGCUUAAUUGAAGGAUACAGAGUUGGCGGAGGCCCACUGGGUGAAGGUCUUGACAAAAUUUAUCCGGGAGGAGCUUUUGACCCACUAGGGCUCGCUGAUGAUCCCGAGGCAUUCGCUGAGUUGAAGGUGAAGGAAAUCAAGAACGGCCGAUUGGCUAUGUUCUCAAUGUUUGGAUUUUUCGUUCAAGCGAUUGUCACAGGAAAGGGACCAAUUGAAAACCUUUUCGAUCACAUUGCUGACCCUGUAGCCAACAACGCUUGGGCUUUUGCCACUAACUUUGUACCCGGAAAAUGAAAUGAAUAGCCUGUAAUAUGUAAAAUGUGUGGAGCUAGCUGUUUCAUAUUCUUGAUGUAAUAUGAACUUGCUAAUACUAAUGCAAACUGGUCUAGUCAUAUACCUCUCGUUAAGAUAGUCAUUUAAAGAUUUCCAUGGUAGAAGAAGCACUUUUUAGGUACCUUAAUGCUAUAUAAAGUAACGAUAUUUCAAUGA